GAGGACCAAGCAGGCGAGCAGGCACCCACCUUUCCGGGGUCCCAUUCCCAGGCAAAGCAGGGGGCAAACAGGGGCCGGUAUAGGACACUGUCCGGGGCAAUUCAACCCUCGCUUUCAUGGGAGAGAGAGGGGAGAGAGGAGGCUGCUAGCAGGGCAGUGUCAGACCUGGAGGAGGAGGAGGAGGAGGGCACUGGAUACCAGACGAGGUGGAAGUAGGGAGCUGGAAAAGCAGAGGAGCUCAACUAAAGCGGCUUCCAGAAAACAGCAAGGCGUUGUUGACUUCGCAGAGAUCCGCUACCGACUGGCCCUGUACCUGGGCAGUGAAGAGGGCACCCCAAGGUACUAGGAAGGCAGCACCAUGGCAGGAGCCUCUGUGAAGGUGGCGGUGCGUGUCCGCCCCUUCAACUCCAGAGAGAUUGGAAAAGAAAGCAAAUGCAUCAUUCAGAUGUCUGGGAACACCACCACCAUCAUCAACCCCAAGCAGCCCAAAGAGAACAAGAGCUUCAACUUUGAUUACUCCUACUGGUCACAUACCUCGCCAGAGGACAUCAACUAUGCCUCUCAGAUGCGGGUGUACAAGGACAUUGGAGAGGAAAUGUUGUUGCACGCCUUCGAGGGCUACAAUGUCUGCAUCUUUGCUUAUGGCCAGACCGGUGCUGGCAAAUCCUACACCAUGAUGGGGAAACAAGACGUCAAAGAUCAACAAGGAAUCAUUCCCCUGCUAUGUGAAGAUCUGUUCACUAAGAUCAAUGACAGCAACAAUGACAACAGCAUGUCCUACUCUGUAGAGGUAAGCUACAUGGAAAUCUACUGUGAGCGUGUGCGGGACUUGCUGAAUCCUAAAAACAAAGGACACCUGCGCGUGCGAGAGCAUCCUCUGAUGGGACCCUAUGUGGAGGACUUGUCCAAGCUGGCUGUCACCUCCUACAAUGACAUUCAGGACCUGAUGGACUCUGGCAACAAGGCCAGGACCGUGGCUGCCACCAAUAUGAAUGAAACAAGCAGCCGCUCACACGCUGUCUUUAACAUCAUCUUCACCCAGAAACGCCACGAUGCUGAGACUGACAACACCUCUGAGAAGGUCAGCAAAAUAAGCCUGGUGGAUUUAGCAGGGAGUGAGAGAGCAGAUUCUACAGGAGCCAAAGGCACUAGACUUAAGGAAGGAGCAAAUAUCAACAAAUCUCUGACCACACUGGGGAAAGUAAUCUCUGCUUUGGCAGAAAUGGAUUCCGGGCCAAAUAAGAAUAAAAAGAAGAAGAAAGUGGAGAGCUUCAUUCCCUACAGAGAUUCAGUUUUGACAUGGCUGCUGAGAGAAAAUUUGGGGGGGAAUUCUCGCACCGCUAUGGUGGCUGCCCUGAGUCCAGCGGACAUCAACUACGACGAGACCCUCAGCACCCUCAGGUAUGCAGACCGCGCCAAACAGAUCCGCUGUAAUGCUGUCAUCAACGAGGAUCCCAACAACCGAUUGGUGCGCGAGCUGAAGGAGGAGGUGUCUCGUCUGAAGGACCUCCUGUACGCCCAGGGCCUGGGAGACAUCAUCGAGACAUAUCGGGGCUCUGGCGCUGAGAUAGCCGGUUUGAAAUACCUAUCCGAUUACAAGAACAAUAACAAUAAAGGCCAAGCUGUCAAUCAAAGGGAUGAUCUCUCCACAGUGACCAAUGCCAUGACGGGGAUGAGUCCCUCCCCGUCUCUCUCGGCCCUGUCCAGCCGUGCCGGAUCCAUCGCCAGCCUCCACGACCGCAUCAUGUUCAGCCCAGGAAGUGAGGAGGCCAUUGAGAGGCUGAAGGAAACGGAGAAAAUAAUUGCUGAGCUCAAUGAGACCUGGGAGGAGAAACUUCGCCGGACAGAAGCCAUUAGAAUGGAGAGAGAGGCCUUGCUGGCAGAAAUGGGUGUGGCAAUGCGAGAAGAUGGUGGAACUGUUGGUGUCUUCUCCCCCAAGAAGACUCCUCAUCUGGUGAACCUCAAUGAAGAUCCUCUGAUGUCGGAGUGUCUGCUGUACUACAUUAAAGAUGGAAUCACCAGGGUGGGACGUGUGGAUGCCAGCAGUCGUCAGGACAUCGUCCUCAGUGGCCACUUCAUAAAGGACGAGCACUGCACCUUUACCAGUGCUCCUGGUCCCAUAGGAGAAGCAGCUGUCAUCCUGGAGCCCUGUGAAGGAGCAGAGACUUAUGUCAAUGGAAAGCUUGUGACAGAGCCCACCCUCCUCAAAUCUGGAAACCGCAUCAUCCUGGGUAAGAGCCAUGUGUUCCGGUUCAACCACCCUGAGCAGGCCAGGGCUGAGAGGGAGAGGACGCCCUGCGCUGAGACGCCUGCUGAGCCUGUGGACUGGGCCUUUGCUCAGAGAGAGCUGCUGGAGAAACAGGGCAUUGACAUGAAGCAGGAAAUGGACCAGAGGCUGCAGGAGUUAGAGGACCAGUAUCGCAAAGAGAGGGAAGAGGCCAACAACCUUCUGGAGCAGCAAAGACUUGAUUAUGAGAGCAAACUGGAGGCGCUACAGAAGCAGGUGGACCGCUAUUACCCAGAGGCCCCUGAGGAAGAAGAGGAGCCAGAAGAGGAAGUGCAAUGGACUGAGAGGGAAACGGAGCUGGCAGUGUGGGGCUUCCGUAAGUGGCGGUGCUACCAGUUCACCUCCCUGCGUGACCUGCUGUGGGGCAACGCCAUCUUCCUCAAGGAGGCCAACGCCAUCAGUGUGGAACUGAAGAAAAAGGUCCAGUUCCAGUUUGUGCUGCUGACAGACACUCUCUACUCGCCCCUGCCUCCAGACCUGCUGCCUCCAGAGGCGGCCAAGGACAGAGAGAAGAGACACUUCCCACGCACCAUUGUGGCCGUGGAGGUGCAGGACCAGAAGAAUGGAGCCACACACUACUGGACAUUAGAGAAACUGAGGCAGAGGCUUGACCUCAUGAGAGAGAUGUAUGACCGCGCUGCUGAAGUGCCCAGCAGCGCCGCUGAAGACUGUGACAAUGUGAUGACCGGAGGUGACCCCUUUUAUGACCGCUUCCCCUGGUUCCGUCUGGUUGGCAGCAACCCUAUUUUCAACACAUGCAUGAGCGAGCGCAUGAGUGACCCUACCCCGUCCCCGACCGUCUCCAACUCUGAAAUUACUGAGCUGGCUGACUCGCGGCGGGAGGGUCGAGGGGAGGAGGAGGAUUUGGAGGAUUUGGAGGACCUGGAGGAUGAUAUCUUUUUGGACGACCCGUGCUCGGAGCUCGGGGCAGAGGAUGAUGAUGAUGAUGAUGAUGAUGAUGAGGGAGAGCUCUGCCGAGGCUCCAGCGAAGGCCAGGAUCCCUUUUACGACCGCUCACCAUUAUUCAGUGUAGUGGGAAGGGCUUUUGUUUAUCUGAGUAACCUGCUGUACCCAGUUCCCCUUGUCCAUCGUGUGGCCAUUGUCAGUGAGAAAGGAGAGGUGAAGGGUUUCCUCAGGGUGGCGGUGCAGGCCAUAUCAGCUGAUGAGGAGGCUCCUGACUACGGCUCAGGAGUCAGGCAGUCAGGCACUGCCAAAAUCUCGUUCGAGGAUCAGCAGUAUGAAAAGUUUCAGUCAGAGACCUGCUCUGUAGGACUGUCCCGUGCAGGAAUUUCCCAGGAAGAGCUUCGCAUUGUGGAAGGGGAGGGUCAGAACGCAGAGAUGGGGCCCUCAGCUGAUGAGGUCAACAACAACACAUCUGGUGCAGAGGAGAUGGAGAACCCACUAAAGGCCGGUCUAGACGGCUCUCUAGAUGGGACUCUGGAGCACCUCAGGAUUGGUAAUGUUUUUACCUUCAGAGUGACUGUCCUGCAGGCUUCCAGCAUCUCUGCAGAAUAUGCUGACAUCUUCUGCCAGUUCAACUUCAUCCACCGCCAUGAUGAGGCCUUCUCCACCGAGCCACUGAAAAACACAGGCCGUGGACCCCCUCUGGGCUUCUACCAUGUGCAAAAUAUUGCUGUAGAAGUCACCAAAUCCUUUGUCGAGUACAUCAAGACCCAGCCGAUUGUGUUUGAGGUGUUUGGGCACUACCAGAAACAGCCCUUUCCUCCGCUCUGUAAAGAUGUCAUCAGUCCACUACGUCCCUGCAGAAGACAGUUCCCAAGAGUGAUGCCGCUGUCUAAACCAGUUCCUGCCACCAAGCUGACAGCCUUGACCCGCCCCUCGGCAGGACCCUGCCACUGUAAAUAUGAUCUUAUGGUGUUCUUCGAGAUCUGUGAGCUGGAGGCCAAUGGAGACUACAUCCCAGCAGCAGUGGACCACAGAGGAGGCAUGCCGUGCCAUGGCACUUUCCUACUGCACCAAGGACUCCAGAGACGGGUCACUGUCACCAUUGUACACGAGUCUGGAGGUGACAUUGAAUGGAAGGAUGUCCGUGAGCUUGUUGUGGGACGGCUACGCAACACCCCAGAAGCUGAUGAGACCAUCAUUGACCCGAAUAUUCUCUCUCUUAACAUCCUGUCUGCUGGGUAUGUCAGGCCCAUGCAAGAUGACAGCAUUUCCUUGGGAGUUGACUCUAGGACCUUCUACCGCUUUGAGGCAGCCUGGGAUAGUUCCAUGCACAACUCCCUGCUGCUGAACCGAGUCACCCCAUAUGGGGAGAAGAUCUACAUGACGCUCUCAGCCUACAUGGAGAUGGAGAACUGUACCCAGCCCACAGUCAUAACCAAAGAUAUCUGCAUGGUGUUUUACUCCCGAGACACCAAACUCCCUGCCUCACGCUCUAUCCGCAACCUCUUUGGCACUGGAAGCCUGAGAGCAGCGGAGGGAAAUCGUGUCACCGGAGUCUAUGAGGUCAGCCUCUGCCACCUGGCAGAUGCAGGAAGCCCAGGUAUGCAGCGGAGACGCAGGCGGGUGCUGGACACCUCAGUGGCCUACGUCCGUGGGGAGGAGAACCUGGCUGGGUGGAGGCCCCGCAGCGACAGCCUCAUUCUGGACCACCAGUGGGAGCUGGAGAAACUCAGCCUUCUUCAAGAUGUGGAGAAAACCAGACAUUACCUCCUGCUGAGGGAGAAACUGGAGUCCACCCUGCUAAUGGGCCAGGAGUCCCUGCUGUCUUGUAUGACUGAGGACCUGAGUGAGUCCCCUCAGCCCUCUGAGGUCAACCAAGAGCUCAGCCCCAGCUCUGACAUCCCCACCGAGAGACAGAGGGAGUUAGCUGCCAAGUGUUUGCGGCUGCUCACUCACUCCUUCAACAGAGAAUACAGCCAUGUGUGUGUCAGCGCCAGUGAGAGCAAGCUCUCAGAGAUGUCUGUCACAAUGCUGAGGGACUCCACCUCAGCCUCUGCCCUCAACACACUGGCACCCUCCUCAACAUGUCCUUCCCUGGUGGAGGGUUGCUAUGGCAAUACUGAUCUCAGACCACCAAUGCCUCGAUCUCGUGCCGAAAGCCCCAACCCCGACUCCCAGCAUGACGGCGAGGCCAAGAAGUCCCCUAAUGGAGCCACCGAAGCCAAGCCUCGAGUUCGCAAGUUUGUUCCCGAUAUCCAGGAGAUCCGAGUCAGCCCCAUCGUGUCAAAAAAGGGCUACCUGCACUUUUUGGAACCUCACACCAAUGGCUGGGUGAAGCGCUAUGUGGUGGUGCGUCGGCCAUAUGUCUACAUUUACAACACAGAGAGAGACACUGUGGAGCGGGCCAUCCUCAACCUCUCCUCGGCCCAAGUAGAGUACAGUGAGGACCAGCAGGCCAUGCUGAAGACCCCCAACACAUUUGCUGUGUGUACAGAACAUCGGGGAAUAUUGCUUCAGGCCAACAGUGACAAAGAGAUGCAUGAUUGGCUGUAUGCAUUUAACCCUCUUCUUGCUGGAACUAUCAGGUCAAAGCUUUCUAGAAGAAGAGCUGGACAGAUGAGGAUGUGAAACAAGACUCUGAACAAAGACUGACGUGUACAUAGAUCCCUGCCCGUGUACCCUCCUUCCCCUGUGCUGAGCCCCCUCCCCACCACCACUUUCACCACCAACCAACCAUCCUUUCCUAGUGUUCUCAAGACUCAAAGCCCCCAUUUUGUGUCAGGCCUUUGCUGCAAUGUGAGUCUAUUAGUCUGAAAAGCCUCUUCUUCAAAAGUUGUCACUGUACUGUACUGGAAUUUAUUCAUAGCUGGGGGAAUGAAGAAAAUGGAGCAAGUAGCAUCAGUUUCUUAUCUCAGAUUACAUAUGUAUGGUAAUGUAGUUGUUGUCGGUGACACACUGAGCCUUACACAUUUAUUCCUUAAAAAAAAAAUGCAGUGACAGUAAUCAUUACCUAUAGCUGCCAUGUCAGUGAGGAUCACAUUACUACAUUUGCAUCUCAGCUGUCCGUAAAUAGACAAAAGUGAAGAUUCUUCUCUAUUAACCCUACAGCUAUAUACAAUGUUCAAGCUGGUUUGCAUACAAAGUAAAACUAGAAUAUGCAUAGUUGAAAUAAGAAAAAAAAAAAAAAGACAGUUGAGUGUAUCUCUGUCGAACAUUUCUCUUUUCCCUCUGGUUCAGCCAUGGAGCCGAAUACUUCUUCAUGGAUCCUGACACUCUAUAAUCUGCCUUUUAUCCCUACAAGUUCUCAGAAAUUUUUGCACACACAGCCUGACAAGAAAAAAGAAAUGGCACUUAUCACAGAAAAAAAGAAAAGAACGAAAAUACAUGUUCCUCUGUGUUUUGAUAAAUCCAUGUUGUUGUACUUGUAGGAGCGUUGAGGGUAUCUGCAGUCACAUAUUUAAUAAUCAGCUCUCAUCACAUUAAUCCUCCCAAAUUUAAUCUCAUUCUCUACCUUUUAUUUGUAUUAAAAUGUGAAAUAUUUAGAUAUUUAACAGCUUUAUUAUUUAUUUCUGCAUGUAUUUAUUUACAAAGACAUUUAUAUUUCUAAAGUAGUAGUACAGUGCAAUUUCUGCACACUGCACUUUUUAAUAUGAGUUCCUUAAAUGUUUUGAUAACAUAACCUUGUCCCCAUGCAGUUACUGCUAUUUAAACAAUUUAAUAACAUUAUGAUAUACAUUGGCCAGUUCUUUGCUGAAGAUUACUUGAAUGAUACUAUCCCUUAUAGAUUAGGAUAGCCAUACCUGACCUUCAAACCAACUGACAUACACUAUAUCUGACAAGGUAGAUAAAUUUUUCGGUAGAGAAUAUUGAUUAAGGUGGUGUGUGCGUCGUUAGUUGCACAAAGCUACCUUGAAGAAUGAACCGGAAUAGGUAAACUGUUCUUUGUAAGACAGAAUAAGAAACUGGUUUUCUGAAUGAUAUGUAUAUUGACUAAAUGUAGUGCCUCUCUUUUCAACCAUACUGUACAGUAUGUCUCUGCACCAGUUGCUUUGAAUCUACAUCCUUCAUGCUGCUAUAAUGUUGUUCUGCAAAUCAUAUCAUCAAAACUGCUGUCCUGUUUUCAUCCUCACCAUCCUCAUCAUCAUCUCUAAACAUAUGUAGACAAAUAUGCAAAGGUUUCAUUUAUGUUAAUGUUACAUUCCUAAUAUGGCAAUGAUUUGCCAUGUAGUGUAAAACUUUCAUAACGGAGCAUACUUCAUGUUUAUAAAGGCAGAAAAACAUUGAUAUUUCAUGGUUAUCAUGUCAGCCUCAGCUAUAUUUGUCAAACAAAUGAAUAUGCUUUUAGAGGAAAAUCAACACUAUUGGCAGCAUCAAAGCGCAAGUUGCAAAGUUCAUGUCGUAGCAGAGUUCUUUGGGUUUUUUUGUUUUUGGGGGACGGGAUUUCUUAAGCCCAUCUUUGAUUGAAAUUGCCACAGAGCAUUCAUGCAGACCAGCAUAUUUUUCUGACUCACGGAAGAGACUGUUUGAAGAGUUUGUAUUUUGGAGGGGGGUUCCUGCAUAUGCCUGAGGUCAGCCAGCCUACAGAGCAAGCAGCAACAAGAAUGAUGUUGCAGUGAAACACCACUGAGUCUUGAAAAUCGUCAUUUAACUCUGUUACUCAAAAAUUAACCAUUUCCUGUGUGCUGAACUGCACCGUGAAUCUAAAUGGUUGAUUGUCUGAAUUGUUUACAGCACUUCAAUAUGUUUAUAUCAUUGCUGUUGGUGUAAUCCACACCAUAUGCAACAGAAAGCAUAUCUCCUGAGAUCAGAAAAGUAUUCUGUGUGCACUGCUCCACUUUGUGAGCAUGUAAUGAAUCAACCCAAAUUUUAACAUCAUUUGGCAGCCCUUCAGCUAUUGUAAAACUGCCAAGAAAAAGCAAAAUUUGUGUUGACAUCUUUCUUUUUGUUGUGCACUAAUUAGAGUUUGGGUGGUCAGUAUUUUGAUCAAAGUUUAUCACUGAGAUUUUCUGACAGUUUAGUUUUAUGUUCACUUAAAUCAUCAUCACUGGUGGGAUACCCUGCUGCGCUGUACGUUACACUGUGUCGAACACUGUCUGAUUCCCUUCAAAACCCAAAUCCGCAAUAAUAAAAUACCACCAUAUAUGGGCCCAAGAUUGCUCCAAAUCACUUUUAUUUUCAAUUGAGUCAUGAGUGUAUAUUGUGAUUAUCCUCAUUCUUGUUUUUAUUCUAAUGGAUUGAGCCUGACUGUAAUCAUUUAAUGUGUCACAUUUGACUAAAUCAGCCAACCAAAGUCUUGUUGGUGCAACAUAGAAGUUUCACACUGAAUGUAAAGUAAUAUUUCAAAAUUAUUAUUCAGCUGGAGUGAUUGCGUCGCCCUAUCUGCUGGUGUCCCUGUCUGGUUCCCUAUUGAUUGUAGAUAGACUAUUAUCAGGGAACCAUAUGGUGGAGGUGGGACAUACCUGUAUUAAUCCAUCCAGUGAUGUGUCAGAGGAGGCUGCUUCAUUAUGGCCCAAUUAGGCAUUGCAUCUUGUAUACAGUGAUGCUGUAGAUUUUGUUACUGUCACACACACACACACACACUCACCCUUUUUUUCAACAUCUGGCCACAUCUACCUUCACCACGAUGGCCUGACAGCCUUCAGAAAACAGGCUUUUUUUUUUUUUUUUUUUUUUUUUAAAUAUCUUUCCCCUUUCAAUGAGUUUCAAUUUUGUGCUUCCACACCUAAUCAGAAUUUCUUCUUUUUUCCUCUCUCUUUCUCUUGCACCAUCAAAUCGCACUGGUACAUUUCUAUUUUUUCUUCAGAUUAUUUUGCAUUGUAUAUAAACUGAUUGCUGUGAACAGUGUAUUAUAAAGUUGUACCCAUUUACAAAAUCUUAAAUGGGCAGUAGUUCAGUCAGUGUCUCUAUUUGAGUGUUGGAGUUUAGCGUCAAAUGUUUGUGUACACUAAACACAUUGUCAUAUAUUAAAUAAACAUGGAAAUUAUGCAGCACAAA
Molecule: messenger RNA, 9187 nt
Organism: Myripristis murdjan (pinecone soldierfish)
Lineage: Eukaryota; Metazoa; Chordata; Actinopteri; Holocentriformes; Holocentridae
Gene: kif1aa
Product: kinesin family member 1Aa
Exons: 50
Coding region: 359-5821 (1820 amino acids)
Biological process (GO): microtubule-based movement
Molecular function (GO): ATP binding; microtubule motor activity; microtubule binding
Source: RefSeq, a predicted model, not a curated record